Benincasa hispida (wax gourd) is the source of this 3037-nucleotide messenger RNA. RefSeq lists its product as uncharacterized. Lineage: Eukaryota; Viridiplantae; Streptophyta; Magnoliopsida; Cucurbitales; Cucurbitaceae. Gene Ontology annotation, molecular function: zinc ion binding. The record is from RefSeq and is a predicted model, not a curated record.
UGUUUGACGUAAAUACCCUCUUUUUUGUUGAAGCCGCAGAGCCUGUAUUUCCCUUUCUCAUCCCUCAAUCUCUCUCUCCCUCUUCUGCCCUUCGUAAUUCCCAAUCUUCUUCACCCUUCUUCCUCUUCUCAUCCCUUCUUUGCCCUUACUCCGAUUUUCUUCAACUGAAUUACCCGCCAAAACCUUCAAAGAACCCCCUUUUUCAAAUCCCCUCCGAUUCUCCAACCCUAGUCCAAUCCCUCUCCCCUUCCCCGCUUCUGGGUUUUCUUCCUUUUCUUGUUUUCACCAACACCCACUUCUUCCUUUUCUAGAUUUCCCCCCUUUUUAUCUUCUGGGUUCUUGAAUGCGGUCUCAUGGGAUUUGGAUUUCGCUCUCUGGGUUUGUUUCAGCAGGUGUGGCAUGAUAGAGUUCAGGUGUAUUCUGGCCAUUAAACUUGUAGCUGCUUUUGUGGACUGUGGAGCAUUUCUUUUGUUCAAGUGAUUUUCUUUUUCGAUUUCAAUGGCAAACCAUGACCUGAUACUGGGACAAAACCACAAUUUAGCUCUGGGGCAGAACCAACAGUUGAUGUUAGGUCACAAUCAUAAUAUGGGUCUUGGGCAGGGUCACAGUUUGGACCUAGGACAAGCACAUGAGCAUCAUCUGGGUUUGGGACCAAACCAUGACCACGAGUUGGGUUUGGGACAUGGCCACGAUCAUACUGAGGGGUUGGUACAUUCCCAUGAUCAUGAGGGUUUGGGACACGCCCACGAUCAUGAGUUGGGUUUGGGGCAAAGUCAUGACCAAGGAGGGGACAACGAUCACAAUUAUGCGCAUGAAAGUGAUUUAGCUAUGGAUAGGAAGCCUGAUCAAGUUGGCCAUCAGUUGUCUCUUCCUAUACAGGGUCACGAGUUAGCUUUGUCUGAUAACAACCAGUUAGCUGUUUCAGAAAGUCAAGAACUUGAUGACAACCUUGAAUUAGCUGUGGAUCAGAAUGACGAUUUGGCAAUUCAAACUGUUGAUGAUUUGACAAGCCAGUCUCAAAUGAUGGUUUCAACCCCUUCUGUGCUUCAGGCUCGAACAGUCAUGGCAGCUCCCACUUAUGAGUUGUCAGUUGGACAAGAGUUCCCUGAUGUUAAGAGUUGUAGGAGGGCACUUAGGGACACUGCUAUUGCCUUGCACUUUGAAGUGCAAACCAUCAAAUCUGAUAAAACUCGCUUUACGGCCAAAUGUGCUGCAGAGGGAUGCCCAUGGCGUAUUCAUGCUGCAAAGCUCCCAGGUGUUCCAACAUUCACAAUUAGGACAAUUCAUGACACUCAUACAUGUGGUGGGAUUAAUCAUCUUGGCCACCAGCAAGCCUCUGUUCAGUGGGUUGCUAGCUCCAUGGAGCAACGAUUACGAGAGAAUCCGAAUUAUAAGCCAAAGGAGAUACUUGAGGAGAUUCACCGUGUACAUGGAAUUACCUUAUCAUACAAGCAAGCUUGGAGGGGCAAGGAGCGUAUCAUGGCUGCUAUGCGAGGUUCAUUUGAAGAAGGAUAUCGCUUACUUCCACAGUAUUGUGAACAGGUUAAGAGAACAAACCCAGGAAGCAUUGCAUCGGUUUAUGGAAAUGCAACCGAUAACUGCUUCCAACGGCUCUUCAUAUCUUUUCAGGCAUCGAUUUAUGGCUUUUUGAAUGCUUGUCGGCCUUUACUUGGGCUGGAUAGAACAUAUUUGAAAAGCAAAUAUCUUGGUACUCUACUUCUUGCCACUGGGUUUGAUGGUGAUGGUGCUCUGUUCCCUCUGGCCUUUGGUGUUGUUGAUGAGGAGAAUGAUGAAAAUUGGAUGUGGUUUCUGUCUGAGCUUCAUAACCUGCUUGAGAUAAAUACCGAAAACAUGCCGAGACUUACAAUCUUAUCCGACAGGCUAAAAUGCAUCGUGGAUGGAGUGGAAGCGAAUUUUCCAACUGCUUUCCAUGGGUUUUGCAUGAGGCAUUUGAGUGAAAGCUUCCGUAAAGAGUUCAAUAAUCCAAUGCUUGGCAAACUUCUUUGGGAUGCUGCAUAUGCUCUCACAGUAAUUGAAUUUGAAGCAAAAGUACUGGAAAUCGAAGAGAUGUCACAAGAUGCUGGAUACUGGAUUCGACGAAUUCCCCCUCGUCUAUGGGCUACAGCUUACUUUGAGGGGACGAGGUUUGGGCAUUUGACUGCAAACAUCAUUGAAUCCUUAAACAGUUGGAUUGCAGAAGCCUCUGGGCUUCCUAUUAUUCAAAUGAUGGAGUGCAUUAGGAGGCAGCUAAUGACAUGGUUCAAUGAAAGACGUGAGACCAGCAUGCAGUGGACAUCAAUACUAGUGCCUACUGCUGAGAGGCGUGUUGCCGAGGCUCUUGAACAUGCACGUACCUACCAAGUGCUUCGAGCAAAUGAAGCUGAAUUCGAAGUCAUAUCACAUGAAGGAACAAACAUCGUGGACAUUCGUAACCGAUGCUGCCUUUGUCGGGGCUGGCAGCUGUACGGCCUGCCAUGUGCUCACGCUGUGGCAGCUCUUCUAUCCUGCAGGCAAAACGUUCAUAGAUUCACAGAGAGUUGUUUCACAGUCGCAACGUAUCGGAAGACAUACUCACAGACCAUUCAUCCAAUCCCUGACAAAUCUUUAUGGAAGGAAUUAUCAGAGAACGAUCCAAAUGCAAACAAAGCUCUAGAGGUCAUAAUAAACCCUCCAAAAUCACUGAGGCCUCCAGGACGACCACGAAAAAGGAGAGUUCGAGCAGAAGACCGUGGACGCGUGAAACGUGUUGUUCAUUGUAGCCGGUGCAACCAGACAGGGCACUUUAGAACAACAUGUGCAGCACCCAUUUAGGUAGUGUCUUUCUUUUUUUUUUUUUUUUUUUUUUUUUUUACAAUUGAACCUGGGGUUGGUCAAUACAUGUAUGUGGAAAUGAAUUAUUUACUGCUUAAUUAGUGGUGUUAAUUAGAUUACUUAGUAGUAUGUCAUCAUCAAUUUUACUUGGAUUCCAAGUGAGUCGACUAAUAGUGUUGUGUUCAUAUUCAUAUCAAUAAUUUAACUAUUCAAUAUUUUAGGACCC